AUGAGGCAUUGUGGCUUGCCGGAUGCCUCACUAGCUGCAGAAAUCUCGUUCAGUUGCAACGCACAACGCCCCGCCUGCAGUUGCUGCUUGGCUGCCGGCAAGGAGUGCCACUACUACACGAAACCUUCCGAGUCGCGGGCGCAUGCCCUGAAGAGGAAGCACAGCGAGCUGCAGCAGAAGGUGGAGUCCGACGCCACCGUGCUCGAGAUGCUCCGGUCCUCCAGCCCCGAGGACGCCCAGGAGCUCGUGGAGCGCAUUCGCCAGCGCCAAGACUCGCACAGCAUCGUGCAGGAUGUGCAGAACGGCGCACUGCUGCUUCAGCUCUCCGGGGCUGCCCCGGCGGACGUUCCAGGCAGUUACACCGCUGCUUCCCCCAGCUACUCGACUGAUGCUUCCGAGAGCAGCUACUAUACUUAUUGA
Molecule: messenger RNA, 420 nt
Organism: Clonostachys byssicola
Lineage: Eukaryota; Fungi; Ascomycota; Sordariomycetes; Hypocreales; Bionectriaceae
Source: the annotation of a GenBank genome assembly